AUGUGCUUUUUCCUCUCCGCUUGUCUGAAUGUGUUGCAGGGCUCCCAGUACGAGUUGAAAGAUAAUCCGGGUGUCCACCCUGCUACCUUUGCUGCCCACACUGCCCCCGGCUAUUAUCCCUACGGACAGUUCCAGUAUGGGGACCCGGGGCGGCCUAAAAACGCCACCCGGGAGAGCACCAGCACCCUCAAAGCCUGGCUCAACGAGCACCGUAAGAACCCCUACCCCACCAAGGGCGAGAAGAUCAUGCUGGCCAUCAUCACCAAGAUGACUCUCACCCAGGUCUCCACCUGGUUUGCCAACGCCCGCCGGCGGCUCAAGAAGGAGAACAAGGUGACCUGGGGCUCCAGGAGUAAAGACCAAGAAGAUGCAAACCUCUUCGGGAGUGACAAUGAGGGGGACCCCGAGAAGAAUGAAGACGAUGAGGAAAUCGACCUGGAGAGCAUAGACAUAGACAAAAUUGAUGAGAACGAUGGGGAGCAGAGCAAUGAGGAAGAGGAGGAGAAGCCUGAGCUCCUGAGACAAAGCAGUGAAGAGGAGCAUUUGGAGAAGGAGAAGGAUUUGGCACUGUCAGGGUCUGAAGGCCUGAAGCCCAAAGAUGCGCUGGCCAUGGUGAAGGAGACCUCUGACAACAGCACGCGAAUCAUCAGCCCUGGGGGACAGAACAAUUUACAGAUGCCAUCUCACAGCAAACCCAAGAUUUGGUCUUUGGCAGAGACAGCAACCAGUCCCGAUGGCGCCCUGAAAUCUUCUCCCCCUCCGCCCCCUCCUCCCCAGGUUAACCAUACUUCUCCACAGAUCCAGCACCCCGCUUUUCUCCCUAGCCAUGGACUCUACACAUGCCAGAUUGGCAAAUUUCACAACUGGACAAAUGGGGCUUUCCUCACUCAGAGUUCCCUGCUAAACGUGAGGUCCUUUUUGGGAGUAAAUCACCACCACGCUGCUCAUCACAAUCACCACCUCCAGGCCCAGCAACAACCUUCUGUUUUAACAGCAACCCUGGGAGCUCUAAGUAGCGAAAAACCUUCAGAGAGGACCAGUCCCAAACACAUAGAAAGAGAAAAUGUACCAAGAACUGAAUCCCCACCUCAGCCGUUAAAAUCUCCCUUCCAGCCUGUCCGUGACAACUCUUUGGCUCAGCAAGAGGGAACACCGAGAAUUUUAACAGCUCUCCCUUCCGCUUGA
Messenger RNA from Phaethon lepturus (White-tailed tropicbird), 1185 nucleotides. RefSeq names its product iroquois homeobox 1 (gene IRX1). Gene Ontology annotation, biological process: regulation of transcription by RNA polymerase II; neuron differentiation; cell development. Gene Ontology annotation, molecular function: DNA-binding transcription factor activity, RNA polymerase II-specific; RNA polymerase II cis-regulatory region sequence-specific DNA binding. Gene Ontology annotation, cellular component: nucleus. The record is from RefSeq and is a predicted model, not a curated record. The transcript has 3 exons. Lineage: Eukaryota; Metazoa; Chordata; Aves; Phaethontiformes; Phaethontidae. Bases 1 to 1185 code for a protein of 394 amino acids.